UCCUAAUCAUUCAUCCAUGCCUAAUCCUAAUCACUCCUUGCGAGAACACCUAUCACUUCAGAGGACUGCACGUUUAGAAUUGAAAUUGAAAACAUUUUAUCACAAUAUCUUGUCUGUCUUCAUCCUCAUCCAGUAGUAGUGCAUUAGUGCAUAAAUGGUAAUAAUAAUUGUACUCAUAUCAUCAUUUUGUUCCGUUCGGUGACUUCUCAAUACGAGUUUGUCUUGGCUAUGCAAUCAUCAACAGACUGUGUGAACGAUUAAGAGUCCAACCAAAAAUAAAUGAAUAAUGCAAGCGGGAGAGCUUGGGUGUGGUAGAGCAAAAUAAUAUUAGAGAUCCUUGCACUACGACUGCUCCUAACUACUGCUCACAAACUGCUGAAAUUCUGGUAGCUGUAUGAACUCUGGCUGAGAUAAUAAAAUCAUGAAAUACUCAGAGCUGAAGGUCUCAGGCCAACCGCAAAAAGAAGGGAAUCCAGCAUCAUCAGUUCUAGAUCAUGAGGUUUUGAAGUACUCUUUCGUGUCUCCUUUUGGUGUGAAACAGAGGCUGAGAGAACUACGUCUCAUCUCCAGUCACAUAAAAAAUGAAUUACCAUGGUUGAUCCUUGCGCUAGAGUGCCUAGAUUUUACAACUUUAGCAGGAGAUGACACUCCUGUCAAUGUCAGGAACCUGUGCCGCAAAGCCUCUCACCCUUUAUCCAGCUUUGCUACUCAUAAGUGGAUGAAUGAUCUACACUGGAAACGAGUUGCAGCUGUCUGCGUUUAUCCUCAGAGAGUUCCCGACGCAGUUCAGUUCUUUAAGGAGUGCUCAAUCAAAAAUGUGGGGGUUGCUUCUGUGGCAACUGGAUUUCCAACUGGCCAAUAUCCACUUGAGUCAAGACUACUGGAAAUCAAAUAUGCAGUGGAGCAAGGUGCCACUGAGAUUGAUGUGGUCAUCAGUCGAUGUCUCGUUCUAACAGAUCAGUGGGAUGCCCUGUACCAUGAAAUAUCAGAGAUGAAGAAAGCUUGUGGUGAUGCUCACAUGAAAACAAUCCUGGCUGUUGGAGAAUGUGAUUCUUAUGAGAAUAUUUACAAAGCCUCGCUAAUUGCAGCUCUAGCAGGUUCUGAUUUCAUCAAAACAUCCACUGGUAAAGAGACCGUUAAUGCCACUCUUGAUGUUGGAAUCAUCAUGUGUAGAGCCAUCCGAACAAUCUAUGAAGUGACAGGAAAAAAGAUUGGAUUCAAGCCAGCAGGAGGGAUCAAGACUUCCAAAGAUGCGAUUGAGUGGCUUUCAUUAGUCAAAUGUGAACUAGGAGACGAGUGGCUAAAUCCCUCGUUGUUCCGAAUUGGAGCUUCAAGUGUUUUAGAUGAUAUUGUCACCUCUAUCAUACACAGAGCCAGACCGCCCGCUGUUGAAAUCAUCUAGCCGCCUCCGCCGCCGCCGCCUCCUCCCCUCUCCCAGCCGUAAGGUGUGCGCAUGAAAGGACAAUGAGCAAUGCAUGUGAAAUUUACACUUUUAUUCAGUGAGAAUAAAUUGCACAUUCUUGCUGAAAAAUGUCGCAAACAAACAUUUUAGAUUAAAAAAUAAUUCCCCAUGAAAUUAGGAUUUAUGACACGAUAAGACAAAAAUGAAAAGUAAAAUGAUGAACUAUAAAUGAAACAUGGUAAGAAUUUGAAUGAAAUACUAAUUUUUCUGAAAAACUUACAAAUCAAUUUAGAUGAGAAGAGAGAAAAUUUGUAGGGUAGAAAAUCAAAGGAGGCCUCCUAGAUUUUUUACUGAUUGUGAGCUUUUGAACUCUCUAGAAAUUCCUCUUCCUUAGCGUGGAGCGAGCAAACUCUUUGAUGAUGUCCUUAAAGUUUAACUACACAGUGAUGUCAGGUUUAAUGGAUAGCAUGGCGACAUUCACAAGCCUUUUCUUUGGUUGAGAUGUUCUCAAAUAAUUGUGCAACUGCCCGUAAAUUUGUAUCAUUAGUUCAGGCAGAAGAUUUAGGGGUAAUGUUUAGUUUAAAUUACCACCACAAAAUAAUUUUCUCAGCAUAAGCAUUUGAUUAACAGCAAUCAAAAGGCACCAUCCUGAGAAAGAGUGUAUAAGCAUUAGCUGAAUCAAAUGUUCCCUCUCAGGGUGAUAUUGCAACUAAAACUAUAAUGGUUGCAAAAUAUAUGGAAAUAUAUGGAAUGAUUGCAAAAUAUUUUAAGAAUCGUAAAUAAAUAUAUUUAAUGUAAUUCGAAGUUAUACAGCUGUGAUUCAGUUGAUACGUGAUAAAAAUGUUUCAGUCACAAAACAUGGUGCUUUUGUGUACAGGCGAGUACUUUUCCAUGAAAUUGUGAUCUUUUUCGAAAAGACUAAAAUAGACUGAUAUGAAAGAUGAAAAUCUUAUUUUUACUGAGAGCAUUUGUUCACUAUUUUUGUAAAAAAUACAUUUUUUGUUCAAUA
Molecule: messenger RNA, 2411 nt
Organism: Bemisia tabaci
Lineage: Eukaryota; Metazoa; Arthropoda; Insecta; Hemiptera; Aleyrodidae
Gene: Dera
Product: deoxyribose-phosphate aldolase
Biological process (GO): carbohydrate catabolic process; deoxyribonucleotide catabolic process
Cellular component (GO): cytoplasm
Molecular function (GO): deoxyribose-phosphate aldolase activity
Source: RefSeq, a predicted model, not a curated record